GAAGUGCUGCUACAGUUUUGUUUGAGCUUAUGCUUGGGCUUCUGGAUUAUUUGUGACUUCUGCACUAAUUCUUCAAGAUCGAAAUCAGGUAACGCAUGAAUUUUGGUAGUUUUGAUUCUAGCGAAGAGUUUGAUUCUCCUCUCACCCUUUCUGAUUUAGAUUUAAGUCCUCUUAAGGAGGUUAGUGAAAGUUACGAAAUUAAAGAAAUGUCUUCUAAGGAAACAUUAAGUAUUGAAGGAAGCGAGGAAGUGAGGGCUUUGGAGUAUGGUAGUGAAGGUAUGGAGAGUGGGUCAUCUGGGUUGGAGAGAACCGAGGAUGAGGUCAGUGGGAAAGAGAUUAUUAAGGGUGGAGAAGAAGGAAUGCCCUUGAAUAUUUUGAAAAUUGAGGGUAAGGGCAAUAGGUGUUAUAAUGUAGAGGUAGACAUUGUUUCUAAAGUGAAGGGGUAUAAGACUGAGUUAGGUACGAGGGAUAGCCUCAUUCACUUAGUUGAGAAUUAUGACCUUCCUCCUCAAGUGUUACUUAGGCCUAUCGGGGUAGAGGAAAAGGCAUGUUCUGCACCUCGGGAUCAUUGGAUGCCCAUGUAUACUCAUUACUUAACAGCUAGGCUUAGUGUAGGACCUUCAUCCAUUAAAGGAUGGAAGGAAAAGUUUUUCUUUGUUGAUGACACGAAGUGGGAAAGGAGGGAUGUAGAGGUAGAAUUUUUAUCUAGCUGGAAGGCUAAAAAGGCCAACCAGAAUAAGUAUAGCUUAAAUAGUGAUGAGGAGGAAGAGGUUGAAAAGCUGGUGAGGGAGGGAGGUGACAUUUUGGAUAUUAUGUAUCUCACCAGCUUAGAUGUUAUAGAUGCUGCUAAGCUCUAUGAACCAAGUUCGUUGAGUGAAGUCGAGAUGGAGAGAUUUUUGUGUGCAAUUGGAGGAUUGGCCAUUCCUAAGAAACCAAGGAAGAAGUCAAAGAUUUCAGAUGUUGCAAGUAAGGGAAGAACUUGAGAGAAAGAAAGGGAGCAGCUCUCUAGUUCCUUAGCCCAAGCUACGGUAAAUGAGCCACGGCUAGAGCUUAAACGUAAGGGAAGUGAAGACUUGGAGCCGACUCAAAAGAAGAAGAAGAGAGUAGAGGAGAUAGAGGUUAGAGGAGAUGAGGUGGUGGAGUUUGUACCUGGCAAGAGACUUGGAAGCUCUUUUUUGAAUUUCAAUAUACAUUAGAUGCUCAA
This is a messenger RNA of Rubroshorea leprosula, 1204 nucleotides long. The record is from the annotation of a GenBank genome assembly. NCBI's taxonomy places the organism in Eukaryota, Viridiplantae, Streptophyta, Magnoliopsida, Malvales, Dipterocarpaceae.